CCUCCGAUUACCGAGCACCUCACAUCUCUAUCCUCCCUCUCGCCCGUCGCAGUCCCUCGUUAUUUCCUUCUUUCUUUCAACUUCUUGCAACCAUCUGCCUUGCCUCCUGGUCCUCCCUAAUUCCUCCACACACACCCGUCCGUUACACCCAGAGUACUCCCAACUAAUCAACAUGGUGGGCUUAUAACCGGGCGCCUGGUUGCCAGGCCUCCGCAUCCCCUCCUGCCUCUCUGCGCCUCCUUACCUUGAAAGAUAUACAAUGCCCUUUAGCACUGUGCCUCGCAAGCUGAAAAGAGCGGCCAGAAUUAUUCUCGUCGGGGCUCCAGGAGUGGGAAAAGGAACACAGUCAGAAAGACUUAUAAAAAGGUUUCCACAACUGUGUUCGAUCGCGACAGGAGAUCUCCUGCGCGAGAAUGUCAAGAAUAAAACUAAUCUAGGAGUGCAAGCGGAGAGCUAUAUGAAGGAUGGCGGUCUCGUGCCCGAUCCUCUGAUCCUUAACCUCAUCCUCACCGAACUGACCUCGAGGAAAUGGCUGGAGACAUCGGACACAAACGACAACAUUAUCGCAGCUCUCGGACGCGGCAACGGGUCAGCCUCAUCCGUGGUCAAGGCGUCCAACGCACCCGAAACGUCCUUCAUCCUCGACGGCUUUCCUCGCACCGCCACCCAAGCGCAGGCCUUGUCAUACCUCCUACCUAUAAAUCUGGUCUUCCAGCUGGUCACUCCGGUUGACAUUGUUCUAUCUCGAAUGGCAAAUCGAUGGAUUCAUAUGGCGUCCGGGAGAGUGUACAAUGUGGGGUUCAAUGAUCCAAAGGUGCAGGGAUUAGACGAUAUCACGGGAGAAGCCUUAAUACAAAGGGAAGAUGACAGUGAAGCGACAUGGAGGAAGCGGCUGGCCAAGUUUGACCAGACCAGUCAGAGUCUGCUCAACUUUUAUCGACAGCAGAACGCGAAUCUGGUGGUCACAGUGACUGGAAACAGCAGCGACGAGAUCUCACCUCAACUGUUUGCAGAGGUAGAGAACAGAUUUGGUAUAUAGAGUUCAAUUGUACCCUCGACUGUGA
Messenger RNA from Exophiala xenobiotica, 1064 nucleotides. RefSeq lists its product as uncharacterized. Gene Ontology annotation, molecular function: AMP kinase activity; ATP binding. Gene Ontology annotation, cellular component: mitochondrion; cytoplasm. Gene Ontology annotation, biological process: nucleobase-containing compound metabolic process. NCBI's taxonomy places the organism in Eukaryota, Fungi, Ascomycota, Eurotiomycetes, Chaetothyriales, Herpotrichiellaceae. Bases 260 to 1039 code for a protein of 259 amino acids. The transcript has 2 exons. The record is from RefSeq and is a predicted model, not a curated record.